GACGGCGCAUGCCCCGCGGUAUUGCGGCGGCAGAGCUGGCGCGGCAUGCUCAAGCGGCUGAAGGUGCUGCUGUACGUGGGAGCGUCCACCCUGCUCGGCUCGGCCAUCUACUUCCGCAUCCGCGCAGAAGAGGAGUGGCAGGCGUCGGGGUACGCGAGCACGCUUCCCGCGGUGGUCCGCUUCCAGAGCCAGGCGCCGUCGACCACGGAAGGCGCGCUGCCCGAGCUGCCCGCGCCGGGGAGCCCGCCGAGGCCGCCCCGCGGAGCCGGGUGCAGCGUCUGCGCACUCGGUCGGGACGGCGCCGCCCUCCUCUUCAUCAGCACCCGACUGGACGGCCUCGGCGCCCAGGUGAUCAACAGCCGGCAGCACCGAGACGGGCCGUGGCGCCUCCGGCGCGGCUCGCCCUCGAGGCGGAGGCCGGCGGAGGUGGCACGGCGGCGGCGCCGCGGGCGGAAGUCGGAGCGAGACGUCGACAUGUUCGUCGGGAAGGGAAAAAACACACAGACACAGUGA
Molecule: messenger RNA, 513 nt
Organism: Prorocentrum cordatum
Lineage: Eukaryota; Dinophyceae; Prorocentrales; Prorocentraceae
Source: the annotation of a GenBank genome assembly